This is a messenger RNA of Helicoverpa armigera (cotton bollworm), 489 nucleotides long. RefSeq lists its product as uncharacterized. The transcript is spliced from 4 exons. Bases 10 to 489 code for a protein of 159 amino acids. The record is from RefSeq and is a predicted model, not a curated record. Lineage: Eukaryota; Metazoa; Arthropoda; Insecta; Lepidoptera; Noctuidae.
UCGGCAGUGAUGCUAGCAGCGCAGAAGCUGCGCGGUUCUGCUGCCGAGCUGACGGCGAGCUGCGCCCCGCACCUGCAGCCUGAUGCGCAGCAGCAGCUGCUGGCCUCGCAGCAACACCUGGAUGAUAGCAUUGAGAGAGUGCUGAUGGCUUAUAGAGAUGCUGAUGACGUGGAUGACGUGUCAUCACCUCAACUACAAGAGAAGCAACGAGUGCAGUUCGUGAAUACGGUCGCCGGAGCUAAGGAACGAUUGGAUGCUGUCGAUCAACAGCUAAAACAGCCAGUACUAUGUCAGAUGAUGAGACAAGAAGACGGAGUAGCGUUGGAACAUCAGCUGUCUGAUCGCAUGGCGCAGCUCAAUGCUGCAGUCGCCGCCCUCGCCGCUGCUACUGCAGAUCGCAAGAAUCCUGACUACUCUGCAGCAGACCAGGCCGUGAAGACUAUAACCGAGCUCAUGCCACAACUCGUUCAAGGUAGGAUGAGGCUUUAA